Molecule: messenger RNA, 1390 nt
Organism: Medicago truncatula (barrel medic)
Lineage: Eukaryota; Viridiplantae; Streptophyta; Magnoliopsida; Fabales; Fabaceae
Product: probable WRKY transcription factor 7
Exons: 8
Coding region: 1-888 (295 amino acids)
Biological process (GO): regulation of DNA-templated transcription
Cellular component (GO): nucleus
Molecular function (GO): transcription cis-regulatory region binding; DNA-binding transcription factor activity; methyltransferase activity
Source: RefSeq, a predicted model, not a curated record
AUGGUAACUGGCGUUGUUGCCUAUGCGGAUGAGAAUUUGGGCCAGGAGAUGAUGAGCCAUGAGCAAUGGUCUGCGGCCAUGUUCCAUCAAAUUCCAAACAAUCCUAUGCUACCACAAUAUUGCAUUACAAACAUGCAGCCACCAGAUUAUUUCUGCCAUGAACCAAUUUGUGACAGUCCUUUCUUGUACCAUGAUCAUCACAUGUGGCAAAAUCAGGAAAACAAUGCACUACAAUAUAAUGAUGUACAUGAACCCACAAAAAUUUCCAAUCAAUCUCUGGUAGCUGAGGUGAUCCUAAAACCUUUUCUAUUCUUAGCAAUUGUUCCAAAUAAAUCGAAGAACACAACAGAGUCUAAGAUUCGAUUCAUUGGUCACGACACGCAUGAGUUUCGUGUUUGUCAACAAACGAAUAUUUCAACAAGGAGAAAUCGCGUUUGUCACAAACAGAACCUUGACCCCGCAUAUUUUAUUUGUCCUUUAGAAAAUCGGUUUAGGACAGUGGAGAGAGUACCGUGCAUAAGUUCAAGAAUAGCUGAUAUACCAGCAGAUGAGUAUUCAUGGAGGAAGUAUGGUUCCAAACCAAUUAAGGGAACACCACAUCCAAGGGGUUAUUAUAGGUGCACGAUGUCUAAAAAUUGUCCAGCUAGGAAAAGGGUGGAGAAAGCAAAGGAUGAUCCAAAUAUACUGGUUGUAACGUAUGAGUUUGAGCAUCACCACCAGUCCUUCGCCGAUACGGUUGCUAGCUGGGGAGCAUAUAUUCAAUCACGUAACAUAAUAACAUUAUCAAUUGCAACAAGGGACACACAUGAAGCACAUGUUCCUGCAUUGAUUGGUGUCUUAGCCUCCAAGAGGUUACCAUUCCAUUCAAGAGCUUUUGACAAACAUUGAUUGGAACAUAUCAUGAUUGGUAAAUAUGUUAUGUUACGCGCGCUUGUUCACCAGGUAAAUAUGAUCCAUAACGAUGUUGGUGCAGCCUUUGGAUUCAAUAUGUACCAACUCAGGUUAUAUUGCGGCAAGUAACAUUACGCACCUCCAGUGCAGAACUGAUAACACUUGAUCAAGUAUAAUAUAUUUGUAUGUGAUCUUCCUCGCAGACCCAUAUGCUCCUUUCCAUAUCUUGAUUCCAGUCCAUUUGAAGUAAAAGCGAGGUGCAAUCUAUUACGAGGCUACCUCGGUUAUAUUGACGAGAGCUUGAGCCAUGGAAUCGUCUCCAGUUUCCAGUUUCCACGCAAACCCACUUGUUCACAACAGUUUGCAACCUUAGAUCUAAAUAGACUUCUUUUCCAACGCAACAUUGGUUUUGAUUGAACCAUUUAUCACAUAUUAAUCAAUAUUCAAUGUUAUAUUUCCGUUGUAAUUUCCUUGAUUAAUUAGUUAAGACCUUAUCUUA